GGUUCAGAGCACGCACUACUAAUAGAGAGCGGCAGCGUCUCUGUUCUCGCGACAGCCGGCCCCUCCGGCGAUUCCCCACUCUCUCAGUCCCGAUCCACUCCGCCGCCGCGCCAGCUCGCCAUGGCAGCCGCCGACGAGGCGCAGGGCUUCCGCCCGCUGGACGAGGCGUCGCUGGUGGCCUACAUCCGGGCGACCCCGGCGCUGGCCGCCAGCCUCGGCGGCCGCGUCGACGACCUCGCCGUCAAGGAGGUCGGCGACGGCAACCUCAACUUCGUCUACAUCGUCACCUCCGACGCCGGCUCCGUCGUCGUCAAGCAGGCUCUGCCGUACAUCCGCUGCGUGGGGGACUCGUGGCCGAUGACGAGGGAGCGGGCCUACUUCGAGGCCUCGGCGCUGCGGGAGCACGGCCGCCUCUGCCCGGACCACGUCCCGGAGGUCUACCACUUCGACCGCGCCAUGUCGCUCAUCGGGAUGCGCUACAUCAAGCCGCCCCACAUCAUCCUCCGCAAGGGCCUCAUCGCCGGCGUCGAGUACCCCCUGCUCGCCGAGCACAUGGCCGACUACAUGGCCAAGACCCUCUUCUUCACCUCCCUCCUCUACAACUCCACCACCGAGCACAAGAAGCAAGUUGCUCGCUACUGCGAGAACGUGGAGAUGUGCAGGCUCACGGAGCAGGUCGUGUUCUCGGACCCAUACAUGGUCUCCAAAUACAAUCGCUGGAACUCGCCUCUCCUCGACAAGGACGCCGAAGCCGUUCGAGAGGACGAUGGGCUGAAGUUGGAGAUUGCUGAAUUGAAGUCGAUGUUUAUUGAGAGAGCGCAGGCUCUGAUUCAUGGAGAUCUCCAUACCGGUUCCAUCAUGGUGACCCCAGAUUCCACUCAAGUGAUUGAUCCGGAGUUUGCCUUCUACGCGCCGAUGGGUUACGACAUUGGGGCCUUCUUGGGGAACCUGAUUCUCGCAUACUUUGCACAGGAUGGGCAUGCUGAUCAAGCAAAUGACCGUAAAGCUUAUAAGCAAUGGAUAUUGAAGACCAUCGAAGAAUCGUGGAAUUUGUUCCAGCAGAAAUUUUUGGGACUCUGGAAUAAACACAAAGAUGGGAAUGGGGAGGCAUACCUGCCUGCCAUAUACAACAACCCGGAGCUUUUGAGCGUUGUACAGAAGAAGUACAUGACAGGUCUACUUCAUGAUAGUCUUGGAUUUGGUUCAGCCAAAAUGAUCAGGAGAAUUGUUGGAAUUGCCCAUGUCGAGGAUUUUGACUCAAUCGAGGAUGCCAGCAAGAGAGCAUCAUGUGAGCGCCGUGCGCUUGAUUGUGGCAAGGCAAUCCUGAAGGGCCGACGCCAGUUCGAGAGCAUCGAGCAAGUGAUUGCACUUGUCCAGUCAGUAACUCAUGACUGAGAAAACCAGCCGUCUGUUCAGCGUUUCCGGUUGAGGAGACCUUGUUUGAUCGUUAUCAGGAUUGAGUACCGACGCUCGAGUAUCGAGAUGUGCUGCUCUUUGUAAACCAUCCUUGGAUCAGUGUGGCUUAUGUGUACUGUGUAGUGGGCUGCCUUCAGAGAUGCCUAUACUUGGGUCGAGAACAUCCUGUGUGUAUUUCUAGUGUAAGGCAGGUUGCCUUGCAGCAUAGCUGUGAGUUGAAUAACAGAGUGUACAAUGUAUCUCAACGUUGUACAAUUAUCCAUAGAUACAGGCGUGGUCGCCACCAAUAAAACCAUAUCUGGUAGGUUUUGCCAAGCA
This is a messenger RNA of Triticum aestivum (bread wheat), 1734 nucleotides long. Its product is annotated as methylthioribose kinase 1. The transcript has 7 exons. Gene Ontology annotation, molecular function: S-methyl-5-thioribose kinase activity. NCBI's taxonomy places the organism in Eukaryota, Viridiplantae, Streptophyta, Magnoliopsida, Poales, Poaceae. Bases 121 to 1395 code for a protein of 424 amino acids. The record is from RefSeq and is a predicted model, not a curated record.